AUGGAGCCCAAUGUCAGCAGCCCCCGGCCGGGGAACACCAGCCACCCCAAGGAUCUCUUCGCCGGCCUGGAGCUGCUGCUGCACUUCAAGCCGCUAUUCAUCCCCCUCUACUGCCUCCUGGUGGCCGUGGCCUGCCUGGGCAACGCCUUCCUGGUGGGCUGCAUCGCUGCCAACAAGAAGCUGCACAAUGCCACCAACUUCUUCCUGGGCAACCUGUCGCUGGGCGACCUGCUGAUGUGCCUGACCUGCGUGCCCCUGACGGCCUCCUAUGCCUUCGAGGGGCGGGGCUGGCUCUUCGGGCGCGCCAUGUGCCACGCCGUGGCCCUGCUGCAGGCUGCCACCGUCUACGUCUCAGUGCUCUCGCUGGCGGCCAUCGCCGUGGACCGCUACGUGGUGGUGGCCUACCCCGUGCGGCGGCGCAUCGCCCUGCGCUACUGCGGCCUGGUGGUGGCCACCAUCUGGGCCCUGGCCCUGGCCCUGGCCGCCCCGCCCGCCUGGCACACCAGUUACGUGGAUCUGCGGCCCAUCGGACAUGACUUGAUCAUCUGCGAGGAGUUCUGGAGGCAGAUGGAGAGGCAGAGGCUGGCCUACUCCUGCGCCAUGCUCCUCCUCUCCUACGUGGUGCCCCUCCUGGCCGUCACCGUCUCCUACUGCUCCAUCUCGGCCCACCUUCGCCGGAGGAGCCUGCCUGGCUCGGCCAACCUCAGCCAGGCCCGGUGGGACAAGAAGAAGCGCAAGACCUUCCUGUUGCUGGUGGUUUCUGUCCUGGUCUUUGCCCUGUGCUGGCUGCCCUUGCAGGUCCUCAACCUCCUCCGGGACCUGGACCCCGAUUUCACCCUCCUGGGCAAACGCUACAUCAACCUGGCCCAGGUCUCCUGCCACCUGGUCGCCAUGAGCUCGGCCUGCUACAACCCCUUCAUCUAUGCCUCGCUGCACCGCAAGUGCCGAGCCCACCUGCGCGGCUACGUCCGGCACAGGCAGCGGCACAACGGGCAGUGCGCCCGCGCCAACACCUGCCUCAGCCUCCUGCCCGACGCCCCGGGACUGGGACAGGGCGAUCGAGCUGCCGGGGACAACGCGGUCUAG
Molecule: messenger RNA, 1086 nt
Organism: Emys orbicularis (European pond turtle)
Lineage: Eukaryota; Metazoa; Chordata; Testudines; Emydidae
Product: prolactin-releasing peptide receptor-like
Exons: 1
Coding region: 1-1086 (361 amino acids)
Biological process (GO): G protein-coupled receptor signaling pathway
Cellular component (GO): neuron projection; plasma membrane
Molecular function (GO): neuropeptide binding; neuropeptide Y receptor activity
Source: RefSeq, a predicted model, not a curated record